Messenger RNA from Halichondria panicea, 1998 nucleotides. RefSeq names its product DNA polymerase lambda-like. Gene Ontology annotation, cellular component: nucleus. The coding region runs from base 71 to 1879 and encodes 602 amino acids. Gene Ontology annotation, molecular function: DNA-directed DNA polymerase activity; DNA binding. Gene Ontology annotation, biological process: double-strand break repair via nonhomologous end joining. NCBI's taxonomy places the organism in Eukaryota, Metazoa, Porifera, Demospongiae, Suberitida, Halichondriidae. The transcript is spliced from 11 exons. The record is from RefSeq and is a predicted model, not a curated record.
CUUUGUGUACCUAUGAGAGGGGUGGGGCUGCUUGGUGGUCAAGAAGCUUUCUAGCCCCUUACAACAAGUGAUGAGUAACUGCUCAACAGGUGACUAUCUGAGUGAUGUGUGUGCGGUGAUUGUGAAACAAGGAGUGGGGAAGGCCAGGGCUGACAUACUCUCAAGACAGCUAGUCGCUAAUGGAGGAAGGACAAAAGAUAGCCUUGAUAGUACAGUGACUCACGUCCUAGUGGGUAACAAUGUCCGUUUGUCUCGUGUGCCACACUUGAUGAAACUAAAGCAAGUGCCUGACAAUGUUCUAGUACUGAGAGCUGAUUGGCUGAGUGCUUGUCUAGUGGAAGGACGAAAUAUUGGUCACGUUCAGUACAUCGUACCCCCGGAGUCCCCCGUCAAGAUAAGCCACACCCCCUCUCCCAUCAAGCCAUCACCCUCGACUACAGUAACUAAGAAUAAAGUGCCAACACCUUCAGAAUCUCAAUCAGAAAUUGUCAAAAUAGAACCAGAUUCUACCUCCACUCCAUUGGACGUACCUCAUGACCCACCCUCUACACCACCAGACACAUCACAUGACCCACCCUCUACCUCUAGCAUGACCUCCCCCAAGGCUGGCAUGUUCAGAGUGACUGACCGUCGCUGGAAGGUGCGGCUGGAACCACACAGAGCCAAGGGACGGUGGGAAGAUGCGGACUCUGAUAGUGAUUACUCAGGGGACGAGAUGGAGGAGACAAAGGAGGAGAGAGACAAGCGUGUGGAGUUUGCCAAGCAAGAGGUGGCUACCUCCUCCCUAGCCUUGAUCCCAGGCCGCACUGAAGGCCUUGUGAAGGAGGCUACCUCCUCCCCUGCCAAGAAGAAGGGACGGUGGAUUUGUGAGAUGCCGUCCUCAGAGAUCAAGGAAAGAGUCAACCUUAACAAACACAUCACUGACAAACUGGAGGAUCUGGUGAGUGUGUACCAGAAUAGUGGGGACAAGUGGAGGGCACUGCAGACCAACAAAGCAAUCCAGUCCAUCAAGAGACAGACCACAGAGAUCACCUCCUAUGAGGAAGCUCGAGACCUGCCGUUUGUUGGUGAGCGGAUAGCUAACAAGAUUGAUGAGAUUAUCUUCAGUGGUGGUCUCAGACGAUUAGAGCACGUGGACAAGGAGAAGGAGGCGGUCCUCACCACUUUCAUGAACAUCCACGGUGUAGGGAAAGUCAUUGCACACCAGUUCUAUGCUCAGGGCUACCGUACUCUUGAUGAGCUACGAGACAGUGGAGUGCUCAAUAGACAGCAGACGAUUGGCCUGAGGCACUUUGAUGACUUUAACGAGAGGAUGACUCGGGAUGAGGUGGCUGAGAUCGAGGAGAGGGUAAAGGAGUUGUGUGUGUCCAUUGUCCCGGGCAUAGAGGUGGUCACAUGUGGUUCGUAUCGCCGUGGCAAGUCCACCUGUGGAGAUAUUGACCUCCUCAUCACUCAUCCUGAUGGCCGCUCACACAGAGGAGUGUUUGAACAGCUGCUAAUACAGGGGAGGGAGGUGGGGUUCUUCACAGAUGACCUCUCUGUACAUAAUGACCCCGGGGGACAGUGCAAGUACCUGGGGGUGUGUCAACUCGGGCCAAAUAGGAAGUAUCGUCGUAUAGACAUCAUCCUGGUACCAUACAACGAGUUCCCCCUGGCUCUGCUCCACUUCACUGGUUCAGGCCACUUCAACAGAUCCAUGAGGAAUAAGGCCGAUAAGAUGGGAAUGUCCCUCUCAGAGCACGCCCUGUGUACUGGAGUCAUCAGAAAGAAUGGGGCUAAGAUAUUUGAUGGUACCCCCCUCCCUGUGACCUGUGAGAAGGAUGUGUUUGACUACCUCAACACAGAGUACAGAGUAGCCACUGAGAGAGACCACCCAUAAGCUAGAACUAGUGAGUAGUGCAAAUCAUUCUUGAACAUAAACAACACUCUGGAGUUAUAAUUUUGAUCACAUGCUUUGUUGCUCAAAUAUUCAUGUUUUAUUUCGGUUUGUUCAAACAA